AAAGGACAUGCCGAAGUUGCGGUGGGGGAUGGGUAAAAUGUGUACAAGCAGCGCUGUGGUUGGGCAGGAAAAAUAUUCAAAGAAACAACACGAAUUCCCAUUGGUCAAUGUUCGCUCGCGAGGAGUCCCGGAGCUUUUACGAGCCUGAAGGGCUUUAUUGUUUCUCUCCGUCUUCAACCGAAAUUGUUUCCGAGCUCCUCAGUUCCUCAACCAAAUAACAAAACGCUGAAAUGGCUGGCGGUAAGGCAGGAAAAGACAGUGGUAAGGCCAAGGCGAAAGCUGUGUCACGCUCCCAGAGAGCUGGACUGCAGUUUCCAGUGGGGCGUAUCCACAGGCACUUAAAGACCCGCACUACCAGCCACGGACGUGUCGGAGCCACAGCGGCUGUAUAUAGUGCUGCCAUCCUUGAGUAUCUCACCGCUGAGGUACUAGAGUUGGCGGGUAAUGCCUCUAAAGAUCUGAAGGUGAAGCGUAUCACUCCCCGCCACUUGCAGCUCGCUAUCCGUGGAGACGAGGAGUUGGACUCCCUCAUCAAGGCCACCAUAGCUGGAGGCGGUGUGAUCCCCCACAUCCACAAGUCCCUGAUCGGGAAGAAGGGCCAGCAGAAGACUGCAUAGAGUAGACAGACGCCAUCUUGUUGAUCGGAACUGUGGAGGCGUGUGUUCGGACUGGACUCUGUUCGACGACGUGUGUUUGGACUAACCUGACCAACAGGACUUCACAUUGAUCAUUUUUAUAUUACUAUUGGCUAACGAUGAGUGAUUGGUAGUUUUUUCUUCUUCUCGUUAGUGUAAUAUUUCCCAUAAUUAGAGAAGGAUAAAAUAUGUAUGUUAUUUUUGGACAGGGGAAAUCAUACUUUUCCCCCGAUUUUCACAGUUGACUUGUUUGAUUGGCAGGGCUUCAAAUGUUUUGUACUGAAAAAUGGAACUGUUAAAACCCAUUUUUUUUAUAAAAACAAAGCUGUCGUUUGUGGUUAUUAACAAAUUUUCAUCGUUACUUUCCGUCUGUCUAUACCAUAUUGGUUUGUAAAAGAAAAUAUUUGUCAUGCACAGUGCCUUCGAAGUAUUCAACCCCUUGACUUACUCCACAAUUUUUAUUUUUUUUUUUUUUAAUCAGCCUGAUUUCAGAAUGGUUCGAAUAUUUCUCAACCAUCUCUGUGCAAAUACCUCGGUGACAUAAUGAAAGCAUGUUAUUUUAGGUUUUAGUAACAUUGAAAAUGAAAGAUCUCAUUUACUGAGAUCAAUACUUUGUAGAAGCCAAGCGCCUUUGGUAGUUAAUACAACUUUCAGUCAGGUAUGUGUCAAAUUUGCAAAUCUGGAUUUUUUCAUUUUUUUCAAAGCUCUUAAAUUAUACUGACCAGAAAUAUAAACAUCAUGUAACGUGUUGGUCCCAUGUUUCAUGAGCUAUAAUAAAAAAUCAUAGAAAUGUCAAA
Oncorhynchus gorbuscha (pink salmon) is the source of this 1432-nucleotide messenger RNA. RefSeq names its product histone H2A.V. Lineage: Eukaryota; Metazoa; Chordata; Actinopteri; Salmoniformes; Salmonidae. Gene Ontology annotation, molecular function: DNA binding; structural constituent of chromatin; protein heterodimerization activity. The coding region runs from base 231 to 617 and encodes 128 amino acids. The transcript is spliced from 5 exons. Gene Ontology annotation, cellular component: nucleosome. The record is from RefSeq and is a predicted model, not a curated record.